Messenger RNA from Schistosoma guineensis, 2294 nucleotides. The record is from the annotation of a GenBank genome assembly. NCBI's taxonomy places the organism in Eukaryota, Metazoa, Platyhelminthes, Trematoda, Strigeidida, Schistosomatidae.
GUUUAUCUCUGGUUGUUGUAGAUUAUUAUUCUAUUCUCAUUGAGCCAUCGACUCACGCUUUCUCGUAUCUUUUCUAUUCCAGAUUCUUAUAUGGUGCUGUCCAUAAUAUUCCAACACAUAACAUACUUCCAAGCUAGACGUAAACUUAUCGAAGGCUCAAGAUGUCAUCGGAUGAAAUGUUCUCGUUUCCAGUUACUGUAACGUUCGCCAUUUGUAUAUCUAUGAUUUAGAUACUUGAUGGUCCCGAUGGUGAGGAAAAUUUCGAGAUGGCACGUGCUCGUAUUUGGCAGCUAAGUUGCAAGUCUGGUUGGAAUUUCGACCGACUUGUUGCUGAUUUAACUCCAUCUAGUCAGUGCGAGCUAACUUUUGAGAUGAUUCAUAUGGUGUCGUACGUUAAAAAAGUUGCUCCGCCUGGAACGCUGAGUGUUUUUCCGUCACCAUUUCAAAGUGCCGAGUCAUGGAUCAGGGACAGAUGGAUUUUUCGAGAGAACAACUCAGCUAAAUCUAUGGAACAUACUUUACCACUUAAAAAGGGAUUAAGAACCGCUGAUCCUGUAUCUCCCUCGAACCGUGCCUUUAAUAAUGAAGAACUGAAGAAUAAGAAAGUAAUGAAAGUUGACCAGGAUCCGACUAUGACAGUGUCGAUACCUACCGUACACAGAGCCAAUCGUUCACUCCCUGGAUUUCAAACUAUUUUACAAUGUGGGAAGACACUUGACGAUGAUACUUUAUUGGGGAAGACUGACACAGAAACGUCUUAUGAAUAUCCUAGCUUAUCGCUAAUUCAUACGUCGAAUUCACAGCAAGAAACCUUGCAUUAUCCGUCUGACUCACCUCCUUAUAUGCUUGUCCAGAGAUCAAGAGAAUCACUGGAGAAGAAUUAUAAGUCGUCUUCAAAACAGAUUUCUACUAGAGGUCCUCUUAAAAUUGAUAGUGGCUCCAAACGAAAUAGUAGUGGACAUUUUCUUAUGGAUAGUGAAAAAAGCCGAAACCUGAUAAACUCAGAAAACACCGAUAUCGGUCAGUCGAAAUCAAAUAUGCUGAAUAUAUUUUAUGAUCCAUUGGGAUUAGAAACAACUAAUUGUGAUGACAAUGGUUGUCCGGUAGUUGACAGUAUUAAAAAAAUGUCUAAUCCUUCACAUAGUUUUCAUCCAUCUGAUGGCAAACAUAAUCUGCUUGAAUCCAAAGACAAUGCUCUAAAUGUUAUUAGCACAAAAAUGAAUGUUUGUAUGGAUGAUACGUUUUUAUUGGAAUUUUUAGACAGAAAUUUGACUGGAACUGAUUCCAAAACUAAUGUCGAUUUCGCCGAACGAUGUGGUUUAAAUUCUCCAACAGCUUUUGUCGAAGAUAUGAUUAAAAAAGCACAGAAAACUUUAAAUCAUCAGUAUAAAUGCUAACAGUUUUUUUAAUUAACUUUCCAUUCCGUUUUUUCUGUAUUAAUCUCAACUGCAUUGAUAUACCAUAGAACAGUCCGACGUUUUACUGCGGGUGUUUUGAAUUCUGAUUUGUCUUAGUUGUAAUCUUCUAGCAUAUCUAUAUCUAUCCUUAAAUUUUCCUUAAGUCACUAUAGUAAUUCGAGUUACGACAUCCAUUUUGAUAACUGUAUAUUUUAAUGAGAGGUUAAAUGUUAUUAAAACCAUGUGAUACAUAAAUAGGGUUAAUCUAAAUUAUAAAUUAAGAUGUUAAGAAAUUUAUGUGCUGGUGUACUAAUGUCGUGUUUAAUUGCUCUUAUGGCAACCUAAUUUGGUUCAAACUCCAGUCUGAUAACUCAUAAAGAUACUCGUGAUAUAUGACCACAAUGUCUUAGCUUUAAAAUUUAUGCGGUAAAGAUACUCAUCAGGAAUUCGUAAAAAAGUACUUGGAUGCUACUGUAUUCGUUUCCGUCAAUUCACUAACUGAAUCGCGUUCAUUUAUUUUUUCUUCUAUUCUAUAUUCUGAAUUCUGAAAUAUCUUGUCUUGUCUGUAAAUUGAAUGUCAUUUAUGUAUUCUUAGGUACGUUUUCAUGUACGCUUCGCAGUGUAGUUGCGUGAACUAAUUCAUGUGCAUAUAAACCAGAGAUUUACUGAAAUGUAAAAUCGAACUCAUCUUGAUCAUUUUUGAGUGAACCCGGUUUACAUUUAAUAAUGUUUCUCACUUUCCGUUUUCUACAUUUUUGUUUAUGUUUUACAAAAUCUAUUUUGAACGCUUGUGUGAACCCUUCGAUAAUUUUAAGAAUAUGUAUUUUCAAGUAGUGUAGAUUGUAAGUUAGUGAAUUCUACUAAAUGGGAAGCUGAAAUUUUGAGUUAAAAACAUGC